Necator americanus (New World hookworm) is the source of this 612-nucleotide messenger RNA. RefSeq lists its product as uncharacterized. The record is from RefSeq and is a predicted model, not a curated record. The coding region runs from base 1 to 612 and encodes 203 amino acids. The transcript has a single exon. Lineage: Eukaryota; Metazoa; Nematoda; Chromadorea; Rhabditida; Ancylostomatidae.
AUGGAAAUCAUUACGGAGAGGUUCUACUCGAACCUUUUCCGUUCAUCAACUCCUGUGUCAAGCCCGAUCAUCCUCACUGAUGAAGCUCCAACACGAAUUCUCCCAUCGAAAGUACGAGUCGCUAUCAAGAGCAUGAAACCUGGCACAGCUCCCGGACCUGAUUUUAUAUCAGCAGAUUUUCUUCGGGCUGGUGGCCAUCCGCUUCAUGUAAUCUUAGCAGCGCACAUGACAUCCUACCUUCAGAAAGAAAGGAUCCCAAACCAGUGGAAGACCUUGCGAACUGCUCUUAUCCAGAAGAAAAAUGAUCGAGAAGAGCUUCGGAACUACCGCCCGAUAUGCUUGCUGAGCGUGUUAUACAAAAUAUUCAUCAAGAUCAUCCUCACGCGCAUAUUUAGGACGCUGGAUGAAGCCCAGCCUCAAGGGCAAGCUGGAUUCCGCCAAGGGUUCAGCUGCUUGGACCACAUCCAGACCGUGUCGUGGGUCAUAGAGGUUUGCAGGGAAUACCGCCUGCUCCUUGUUCUAACUUUCGUCGACUAUGAGAAAGCCUUUGACAGCGUAGAAACGAAUGCAAUACUGUCAGCGGUGGUCGGUCAAGGUGUGGACGCGUCGUAA